UUUUUUUUCUGCCCCAAGCUCCUCGUCUCCUUCUCCUCCUCCUCCUGCUUGCUCGCUUCUGGAUCGGUCCUUGUUGUGUUGUUUCGGUUGGUUUCUGGGCCAUGACGAAGCACGGCGCGCUGGUUGUGCCCGAGGACGCCGUGGUGGCGGCCGCGCGGCAUUUCUCGUUCCCGCCGCCGAGGACGGCGGGCGCCGGCGGCGGCGGCGGCGGGGGAGGCGACUCGUGCAGGAAGCUGGCGGCGCAGACGAUUGAUCUGGGCGCUGCCGUGACCGGGUCGUGGCUCGACUCCAUGAAGGCGUCGUCGCCGAGGCACAGGCUGAUGGCGCCCGCGGUGGCGACAGCCGCCGCCGGCGGGGACGCCGAGCACGACGAGUGGAUGGAGAAGCACCCGUCGGCAUUGGGCAGGUUCGAGGCGGUGGCGGCGGCGGCGAAGGGGAAGCGGAUCGUCGUCUUCCUCGACUACGACGGCACCCUGUCGCCCAUCGUCGAGGACCCCGACCGCGCCGUCAUGACGGACGAGAUGAGAGACGCGGUGCGCGGCGUGGCGGCGCGCUUCCCGACGGCGAUCGUCAGCGGCCGCUGCAGAGACAAGGUGCUCAGCUUCGUGAGACUGGAGGAGCUGUACUACGCCGGCAGCCAUGGGAUGGACAUCCAAGGGCCCACCCGCCACGAGGGAGGGGAGGAGGAGGAGGUGCUGUGCCAGCCGGCGAGGGACUUCCUGCCGAUGAUCGCGGAGGCGCACGCGGCGCUGGCGGCGAAGGUGGAGGCGAUACCGGGGGCGAAGGUGGAGAACAACAAGUUCUGCCUGUCGGUGCACUUCCGGUGCGUCGACGAGCGGCGGUGGGGCGCCGUGGCGGAGCAGGUCAGGGCGGUGCUCCGGGACUACCCGCGCCUGCGCCUCACGCAGGGGAGGAAGGUGCUGGAGAUCCGCCCGGCCAUCAAGUGGGACAAGGGCGAGGCGCUCCGCUUCCUCCUCUCCGUCCCCGCCUUCUCCCCCUCCGGCGGCGGCGGCGGCGACGACGCGUUCCCCAUCUACAUCGGCGACGACCGCACCGACGAGGACGCGUUCCGGGUGCUGCGGGCGAGGGGCCAGGGCGCCGGCAUCCUCGUGUCCAGGUUCCCCAAGGACACCUGCGCCUCCUUCUCCCUCCGCGACCCCGGCGAGGUCAAGGACUUCUUGCGCAAGCUCGCCGCCGCCGCCACCUGACCUCCUCCUCCUCAACACAGUGACACUAAUUGGCUUCUCCUCCUCUUCCUUCCAUGCCGCGCGGGAAGAGAGAAAGAAAAAUAAUUAAGACCCAUCUUGAUUAGUCAAUUAGCAGUUACUAAUCCGUGUAUUAAUCUUAGCCACUCCCUCCAUUUCAUUUCUUUGUUGCAUUUUUUGUGUUUCUUUGUACCGCCAUGCAUCUGGACGGAUCGAUGUCACAGGCCACACAGCUCUGAAGGUUCUCUAUUAUCCUAACCUUCCAGCAAUGGAGAGGCCUUGUAAUUUAGUCGUCCAUUUCAGCAGUUCGUGUCUGUCACUGAAACCGGGGAAGGAAGGAUCAAUAACAAGCAUAUUAAUUUUCGCCUAA
Molecule: messenger RNA, 1575 nt
Organism: Oryza brachyantha (malo sina)
Lineage: Eukaryota; Viridiplantae; Streptophyta; Magnoliopsida; Poales; Poaceae
Product: probable trehalose-phosphate phosphatase 9
Exons: 5
Coding region: 102-1208 (368 amino acids)
Biological process (GO): trehalose biosynthetic process
Molecular function (GO): trehalose-phosphatase activity
Source: RefSeq, a predicted model, not a curated record